Psammomys obesus (fat sand rat) is the source of this 2473-nucleotide messenger RNA. It is a transcript of the gene Spata20, whose product is annotated as spermatogenesis associated 20. Lineage: Eukaryota; Metazoa; Chordata; Mammalia; Rodentia; Muridae. The transcript has 15 exons. The coding region runs from base 48 to 2282 and encodes 744 amino acids. Gene Ontology annotation, biological process: carbohydrate metabolic process. The record is from RefSeq and is a predicted model, not a curated record.
GGGAUAAGGACCUAUCCCGGAGUGCCGCCGUCAGUAAUUCAGCACCCAUGCCCGCGGGAGGAAAGGCCAACCGGAACACCUGUGCUCCGCCUGCACCUCAGAAGCCCCCCAACCGCCUGAUCAAUGAGAAGUCGCCCUACCUCUUGCAACAUGCCCACAACCCGGUGGAUUGGUACCCCUGGGGACAGGAAGCCUUCGACAAAGCCAAGAAAGAAAACAAGCCAAUUUUUCUCUCAGUGGGGUAUUCCACCUGUCACUGGUGUCAUAUGAUGGAGGAGGAGUCCUUCCAGAAUGAAGAGAUAGGGCGUCUGCUCAACGAGGAUUUUGUGAGUGUGAAGGUGGACCGAGAGGAGAGGCCAGAUGUGGACAAAGUAUACAUGACCUUUGUACAGGCCACCAGCAGCGGAGGGGGUUGGCCCAUGAAUGUGUGGCUGACCCCCAACCUCCAGCCGUUCGUCGGGGGCACCUAUUUCCCACCAGAGGAUGGUCUGACUCGAGUUGGCUUCCGAACAGUGUUGAUGAGAAUCCGUGAGCAGUGGAAACAGAACAAGAACACCCUACUGGAAAACAGCCAGCGCGUUACCACGGCCCUGCUGGCCCGGUCUGAGAUCAGCGUGGGAGAUCGGCAGAUGCCGCUCUCUGCUGCUACCAUGAACAGCCGCUGCUUCCAGCAACUGGACGAGGGCUAUGAUGAGGAGUACGGCGGUUUUGCUGAGGCCCCCAAGUUUCCCACCCCUGUGAUCCUCAGCUUCCUGUUCUCCUAUUGGCUCAGUCACCGGCUCACCCAGGAUGGCCCCCGGGCUCAGCAUAUGGCCUUGCACACCCUGAAAAUGAUGGCCAAUGGGGGCAUCCAGGAUCAUGUUGGGCAGGGCUUUCACCGUUACUCCACGGACCGCCAGUGGUACAUCCCCCACUUUGAGAAGAUGCUGUACGACCAGGCCCAGCUAUCUGUGGUCUAUGCCUACGCCUUCCAGAUCUCCGGUGAUGAAUUCUACUCCGAUGUUGCCAAAGGCAUCCUGCAGUAUGUGACCCGGAGUCUGAGCCAUCGGUCUGGAGGCUUCUACAGUGCAGAGGACGCAGAUUCUCCCCCAGAGCGGGGCGUGAAGCCCAAAGAGGGUGCUUUCUAUUUGUGGACGGUCAAAGAGGUCCAACAGCUACUUCCAGAGCCUGUGGUAGGCGCCAGUGAGCCGCUGACCUCGGGCCAGCUCCUGAUGAAGCAUUAUGGACUCACCGAAGCAGGCAAUAUCAACUCCUCUCAGGACCCCAAGCCGGAGCUGCAAGGCCAGAACGUUCUGACGGUGCGGUAUUCACUGGAGCUGACUGCAGCCCGCUUUGGCCUGGAUGUGGAGGCUGUGAGCACGUUGCUCAGCGCGGGGCUUGAGAAGCUCUUCCAGGCCCGGAAACGUCGGCCGAAAGCCCACCUGGAUAACAAGAUGUUGGCUGCCUGGAACGGCCUGAUGGUGUCUGGCUUUGCUGUGACGGGGGCUAUCCUGGGCAUGGAUAAGUUGGUCACUCAGGCAACCAACGGUGCCAAAUUCCUCAAGCGGCACAUGUUUGAUGUGGCCAGUGGCCGCCUGAAGCGGACAUGCUAUGCUGGUCCCGGGGGAACGGUGGAGCACAGCAACCCACCCUGCUGGGGCUUUCUGGAAGACUAUGCCUUCGUGGUGCGGGGCCUGCUGGACCUGUACGAGGCCUCACAGGAGAGCUCCUGGCUUGAGUGGGCUCUGCGUCUGCAGGACACACAGGACAAGCUCUUCUGGGACUCCCGAGGUGGCGGCUACUUCUGCAGCGAGGCUGAACUGGGGUCAGGCCUGCCUCUACGUCUGAAGGAUGACCAGGAUGGUGCAGAGCCCAGUGCCAACUCCGUGUCUGCCCACAACCUGCUUCGGUUACACGGCUUCACUGGCCACAAGGACUGGAUGGACAAGUGUGUGCACCUGUUGACGGCCUUCUCCGAGCGCAUGCGCCGCGUCCCGGUGGCAUUGCCUGAGAUGGUCCGUGCCCUCUCAGCCCAACAGGAGUCUCUUAAGCAGAUUGUGAUCUGUGGAGACCCCCAGGCCAAGGACACCAAGGCCCUGCUGCAGUGCGUCCACUCCAUCUACAUUCCUAACAAGGUGCUGAUUCUGGCUGAUGGAGACCCAUCGAGCUUCCUGUCCCGGCAGCUUCCCUUCUUGAGCACCCUCCGACGAGUAGAGGACCGGGCUACAGCUUACAUAUUUGAGAACCAAGCCUGCUCCAUGCCUAUCACGGAGCCCUGUGAACUACGAAAGCUGCUACACUAAUGACUGCCCAGAAACCUUUCAGCUGGGCCAGAAGACGAAAUUUUCCAGCUGACUAGAGACUCAGGUCUUUCAAGGCUCUGCUGAACCUACAGCCACCCCUGGGAAUUCUACCACCAAGUGGUCACAUCUAUCCUUGAGGCUCCCCCAUGGGCACCUACUCAUGAAAUAAACCUAACAGCGUCCCGUGGUGA